CUGAUCUUCUAUGAAUCAGACCUGACAGAGUGUGGCAUUAAUGUCAGAGAAGCCUCAGUGUACUCAGGAGUGUUAACACAGAUUUUUAAAGCGGAGAAAGGGCUGUACCAAGAUAGGGUGUUCUGCUUCAUUCAUCUGAGCAUUCAGGAGUUUCUAGCUGCGCUUCAUGCCCAUCUGACAUUCACCAACUCUAAUGUCAACCUGCUGGAAGAGGAACAAACAGUCUCAGUGCAUGUUUCUGAAAGCCACUUCUACCAGAGUGCAGUGAACAAGGCCUUACAGAGUCCAAAUGGACACUUGGAUUUGUUUCUUCGCUUCCUCCUUGGUCUUUCAAUGCCAUCCAACCAGAAACUCCUACAAGGCCUACUGACACCAACAGGAAGCAGUUCACAAACAAAUCAGAAAAUAAUCCAGUACACCAAGAAUCAGAUCAACCAGAAUCCCUCUCCAGAGAAAAGCAUCAAUCUCUUCCACUGUUUAAAUGAAUUGAAUGAUGACUCUAUAGUGAAGGAGAUCCAACGUCGCCUUAAUUCAGGAAAUCUUUUUAUGGUUAAUCUUUCCCAUGCUCAGUGGUCAGCUCUGGUCUUCAUCUUACUGUCAUCAGAAAAAAAUCUAAAUUUUAUUGACCUGAAAACAUACUCAGCUUCAGCAGAAGCUCUUCUGGGACUGCUGCCAGUGGUCAAAAUCUGCAAAAAAGCUCUGCUGAGUGGCUGUAACCUCACACAGACAAGUUGUGAAGCUCUGUCCUCAGUUCUCAGUGCUACGUCCUCUAGACUGAUAGAGCUGGACAUGAGUAACAACAAUUUGCAGGAUUUAGGAGUUAAGCGACUGUGUGCAGGACUCGGGAGUCCACAAUGUGCACUUCAAAUUCUCAGGCUGUCUGGCUGUCAGAUCACAGAGGAGGGCUGUGCUUCACUGGCUUCGGCUCUGAAGUCAAAUCCCUCACACCUGAGAGAGCUGGACCUGAGCUACAAUCAUCCAGGAGACUCAGGAAUAAAGCUGCUGUCUCCUCUACGGGAGGAUCCCUGCUGGAGACUGGACACCCUUAGAAUGGAUCCUCAUGGAGACCAGUGGAUGAAAACGGGUCUAAAGAAAUGUAAGUGUGUUUUAUGUUAGUUCCUACUGUCAUGUAACAAAUUCCUUUAUAUUUAAAUCCAAUUUGCUCCACUCCAGCUUAUAUAUUACAUGCAUCUCGUUCCUUUGUGUCUUGGAAGG
Molecule: messenger RNA, 1215 nt
Organism: Haplochromis burtoni (Burton's mouthbrooder)
Lineage: Eukaryota; Metazoa; Chordata; Actinopteri; Cichliformes; Cichlidae
Product: ribonuclease inhibitor-like
Exons: 4
Coding region: 334-1116 (260 amino acids)
Molecular function (GO): protein binding
Source: RefSeq, a predicted model, not a curated record